AUGUUCGAACUGGACUCUGAUAAUUGUAAUUCAAGCAACAAAGAGCUUGUUCGUUCUGAGCUACCUGGAACUCAACCCUCACUCUUGGAGGGUGGCUUUCACUGGACUGGAGGUGAACAGCAUACGCCGGAAACUCCAACUCCCAUAGACGCCACAACUAGCUUAGUCGGCAAAUAUGACAACAACAGUAAAAAUGGUAGUUACAAUGGCAGCAAUAAUCUAAGACUGAUUUUAGAGAGCCUAGGCGCCAAUGAUCCUGGCCUUCGAGUCGCCUGGUCUGUCAGCAGUCCAAUCCAGCCACAGACGAACAGUCUGUGGCAAAGAGCAGAGGACGAUAGGAUUUCUGGGCAAGUCAACGGCUCGCAGAGUUGGGGGAUCGGAACAGCUUCUGAAGGCACGGCGAAAAGUAUAAGUGUCGCUCAAAAGCCAGGAGGAUCAAACGAGGAAUUGGAUGGUCAUGAGAGUCGAAUAAGCUGUUUGGCUCGACUUGAUUCCUGUCUGCAGCAGCCGAGAUGUGGCAAAGCGUUACAGCAAUUUCGCAUGAUGUGCACAUUUCGGUCAUGUGAACAGUUCUUGUAA
This is a messenger RNA of Protopolystoma xenopodis, 579 nucleotides long. NCBI's taxonomy places the organism in Eukaryota, Metazoa, Platyhelminthes, Monogenea, Polystomatidea, Polystomatidae. The record is from the annotation of a GenBank genome assembly.